Molecule: messenger RNA, 1266 nt
Organism: Cantharellus anzutake
Lineage: Eukaryota; Fungi; Basidiomycota; Agaricomycetes; Cantharellales; Hydnaceae
Exons: 5
Coding region: 1-1266 (421 amino acids)
Source: RefSeq, a predicted model, not a curated record
AUGGGAUUAGCCCCGCGCCCGCUCCCAAAAACAUCCCAACAAGCUUUCCAACAGUUCUUUGCAAGAGGGCAUGCUUUAUUCUUGCCAGACGACUCUGAUCGAGUCCUUGAUGCUCUGGAUCCCUCAGCACAUGACUUGCCUCCCAAAAACUGGACUGUUCAGUUUCCACCAAAUUGGGAAGCACUCCCAUCAGACAAUCUGACACGCAUCAAUUGCGAAACAUUCAUUGUACGGAAGCAGAAAGCUGAGCAAGAGCACACAGACCAUCAACAGACUGCUGCUGCCGCCGCACUUUCCACCGCAGCACAGCCCCCCGUGCCGCCUCUGCCCCAACUCCCAUACUCUACAUACCCAAUCACGUACCCCAUUGUUCCCUUUCCUACUCAACCGUCCAUAUUCCUCCCUCAGCAUCCUACUUCCUCUCCUCCUAUUGCCACCCUUACACCGGUACCUGCUGCAAAGUUGUCACCGAAGUCUCAAUUAAAUGAAAGAGCAGAAAUCCAACUCAAGACUGUAGAGCACAUGGAAAAGGCACUGCAUGAACUGCGUGAUUGCUUGUCGCGGGCCCGGACCAAUAAAAAACUAUACAUUAUCAAUAUGAAACCGGUACCCAAAGCUGAAGACCUUGGGAAACGUGGAAAAGGCCGUCGUAACAAUACAGUAAACAAUGCAAUCCAGUCCAACCCGGCUUCGGAGCAAUACACUUUGCUUGAAAAGCAGUGGGGAUGUCAGAAAUGUGGUGGUCACUGUUGGCCGCAUGCCCAGGCAAAGGGAAAACACCUCCACCUUAGCAAUGCAAUGCUGUCCUUAUGGGCACAGCAAUGGACUGACAGUGUUCCCGGUGUUGAUCUCUACAACCCUCCGACUCAUCACUGGUUUGAUGUUCCAGCUCUGGGGAAACAGACCAAGGCUAUCAAUGAAAAGCAACGCCGAGAAUCUAAGAAGCGGAAACGCAGUGCUAGUCCACCAAGAACCCCAACAAAGUCCAAAGCUGCGACUACACCAAGCCCCCCAGUAAAGAAGGCUAAAGCCGAUGUGACACCAGCCAAACAGCAGCCUGAAAAAGAAACAAUAAUCCUCUCUUCUGACCCUAUAACUCCGGAAUUUCUCUAUCAUCACGCAUCCAAAGUCGGAACUGAAAUCAUAAAUCUUUCAUCCUCCCCAACUCCUGGACCUUCCAAGAAGGCCCCUGUCCCUGUUUUCAACCUUUGCUCUUCCGACGAUUUUCCCGAGUCCGACACUGAGCAUGAUGAGCUAGAACCAUAG